AUGCUGCUUUGGGUUGUCCUGCUGAACGCGGCUCUUUGUGUUGCCAGUGGGAACGUGACAAGGGACGUGUGUAAGGAGCAGAUAUGCUCGUGCACAGAGGUCGAGGGAGACGUGCAUAUCGGCUGCGAAAAACGGAGCUUCACGACGCUGCAGCACCUCACCGGGCCCAGCUCGCAUUUUUACCACUUGCUGCUGCACGGCAACUCUCUGUCCAGGCUCUUCCCCAACGAGUUCGCCAACUUUUAUAAUGCCGUCAGCUUGCAUUUGGAGAACAAUGGACUGCACGACAUUGUGCCAGGCGCCUUUUUGGGGCUGCAGCUGGUCAAAAGACUGCACAUUAACAACAACAAGAUCCGCUCCUUCAGGAAGAGUACAUUUCUGGGAUUGGACGACUUGGAAUACCUCCAAGCUGAUUUUAAUCUAUUGAGGGAAAUUGACCCGGCUGUGUUUAGGGACCUUAAUAAACUUGAAGUGUUAAUACUUAAUGACAACCUCAUCAGCGCACUACCCAUAAACGUGUUCCAACAUGUGCCCAUUACGCAUCUCGACCUGCGGGGAAACAGAAUCAAAACGUUGCCUUAUGAAGGGAUCCUUGAGCAGAUCCCUGGCAUUGUGGAGGUUCUGCUCGAAGACAACCCGUGGGACUGUAACUGUGACCUGGUUUCCCUCAAAGAAUGGUUGGAGAAUAUACCGCCCAACGCACUCAUCGGCAGGCUGAUUUGUGAGGCUCCCACCAGGCUGCAAGGGAGCGACCUGAACGAGACCACUGAAGAAGAGCUGUGCCCUUCACAGAGCGGCUGGGCAGACACCAGUCUGGCGGCCCCUCCCACACAGGAUGAGACCUCAAGUCCUGUGGCACACGGUGGCGGCCCACGCCCAACGCCUUACAAGCCCAGCGCAGAUGCCAGCGGGCCACCAACGCCUGGCGGUCAAGGCGCCAAGAGCCGUUCCAAAUCACGUGAGAACUGGCAGCUUAAGACCAAACCCACACCAGGGCCCACAGGUGUGAGCAGGGCCACAGAGAUGCGACACAAUGCCUCUUGCCCGCAGCCGUGCAACUGCAAGCUGGUCGGCUCCCGGCAGGGUCUGGGUGUCAACUGUGAGGGUAAAAAGAUCGAGAGCCUAUCUAAUCUGAAGCCGAGGCCGCUGGCUGCCCACGAACUGAACAUGCGAGACAACAACAUCCACGCGGUGAAAAAGAACCAGCUGCUCGGAUACAUGAGCCUCAACCUUUUCGAUCUCGGUGGGAACAACAUCAAAGUGAUUGACAACAACACUUUCCAGAACCAGAGCGAGCUGAGGUGGCUGUACAUGGAUAAGAAUUAUCUGGAUUCGCUCAUGGCAGAGAUGUUCAUGGGCCUCGUCAAUCUGGAAUAUCUCAGUUUGGAAUAUAACAACAUCCAGCUGAUAGGAUCAGGCGCGUUUAGCCCUAUGCCAAACCUGAGGGUUUUGUUUCUCAAUAACAACUUGCUAAAGUCUUUGCCAGUGGAUGCGUUCCUCGGGAUUUCUUUGUCCAAAAUAAGCCUACAUAACAAUUACUUUUCCUAUCUGCCUGUGCCGGGUGUGUUGGAACAGCUCAACUCCAUCAUUCAGAUAGAUUUGCACGGGAAUCCGUGGGAUUGCUCCUGUAACAUCGUGCCCUUCAAACAGUGGACCGAGAGGCUCGGGGCUGACGUCAUCGUGAGCGAUCUCAAGUGCGAGUCACCAGAAGAGUUCUGGAAACGCGACUUCCGCUACGUGCGGAACGACCUCAUGUGUUCCAGACUCUAUGAGCGGAUGCCCCCUCCCACCUCCCUGUCCAAAAACAGCACUUUCACACUGGACUCGGGCACGGGCUCAAACUCUUACAUUGAGCCCAAUCGGGUCUCCAUUUCGGUGCUGGUCCCUGGGUUGCUGCUGGUGUUUGUCACAUCCGCUUUCACUGUUGUGGGCAUGCUCGUCUUCAUACUACGGAACCGCAAACGGUCCAAGCGGCGAGACGGGAACUCGUCCGCCUCCGAGAUCAACUCCCUGCAGACGGUUUGCGACUCAUCAUAUUGGCACAAUGGGCCUUACCACGCAGACGCAGGUGGGCACCGGGGCUUUGACUGUACAACGCACCUCUCGGUGACAAAUGAUGCGUAA
Molecule: messenger RNA, 2124 nt
Organism: Syngnathoides biaculeatus (alligator pipefish)
Lineage: Eukaryota; Metazoa; Chordata; Actinopteri; Syngnathiformes; Syngnathidae
Product: SLIT and NTRK-like protein 1
Exons: 1
Coding region: 1-2124 (707 amino acids)
Biological process (GO): positive regulation of synapse assembly; regulation of presynapse assembly; axonogenesis
Cellular component (GO): GABA-ergic synapse; glutamatergic synapse; postsynaptic density membrane
Molecular function (GO): protein binding
Source: RefSeq, a predicted model, not a curated record